GACACUCGCCUAGGGCUUCAUCAAUCUGUCUCAAGACUCUCAGUCAGUCUCCUGCACUCGCUUAACAAUAUUAAAUUUCUCAUUUUCUCACUCCUGUCCAAUUCUCACCACCACCACGAAUUACGUCGCCGUUUUCGCUCCGAACAGUCGGAGUUGUUAUAUUUAACCUAACAACUCCGGAAUGGUGAAAUCUUCCAACCCUCGCCUUGAAGAAGACGAAGAAGCCGACCUCGACGAGGAGCUCCUACACGGAAACACUCCCUCCUCUGCCUACAAAGGUGAAGAAAUGAAGGUAGAGGGCAAGAGCAGUGAACAGAAGACGAACGCGCAUCGGUCGAAGCAUUCGGAGACAGAGCAGCGGAGGAGAAGUAAAAUCAAUGAGAGAUUUCAGACAUUGAGAGAUCUAAUACCUCAAAAUGAUCAGAAAAGAGAUAAGGCAUCAUUUCUUUUAGAGGUUAUAGAGUACAUUCAGUUUUUACGAGACAAGUUAAAUAUGUAUGAGGGGUCAUAUCAAGGGUGGAGUCAAGAGCCAACCAAACUGAUUCCAUGGAGAAACCAGAAUGGCCCUGCAGAAAGUUAUAUGGAACAUGCUCAAGUUUUAAAGAAUGGUUCUAGUCAUGAGAACAAUAUUGUUACUCCUGCAAUGCUCACAAAUGCACAGAACUCAAUGGAAUCUGAUAUGGGCACAUCUGCAGUAUACAAAGCUACUGACUUUGCCCCUGGGUCAGCUUCUCCUAUGGUUCCCUUCAAUGUACAUGCCCAACCAAACAUGUAUGCUCCUGUGGGGAGGGGCACCAUGCCGACCCAAUCAUUACAGGAAUCAAUUUCUGAUGCUGAGAACAUGAGUUACCAGCACCAAUCACAGUUCUGGCCUGGCAGAGCCUGUGCAACUGACUGUGCCAUUCUUAAUGGUUCCCUGAAUGAACAAGACCUUUUGAUUGAAAGUGGGUCAUCUAGCAUUUCAAGUGCCUACUCUCAAGGGGUAUUGAAUACUCUGACCCAAGCACUGCAAUCAUCAGGUGUGGAUCUGUCACAAGCGAACAUCUCAGUGCAAAUUGAUGUUAGAAAAAGUGUAGUAAGUGGACAAACUGUCAUGGCAUCCAGUUCAAAGGAUCAAGAGAAGCAAUAUCAAGACAAUCUAGUGAUGGCACAAACUGAAGUUCAGAGCUUUGAUGAGGAUUCUGUGCUGGUCCGCAAGAGGCUCAGAACUGAAUAAAACUGUGUUGCCUGCGUCAUCUUGUUCAUUUUUUCACUGACCAUAAUUUGAAAACUCAAUGCAGAUCAAAUGUACAUGCUUCUCUUUGGUUUGCUGGAUUUCGUUUAUCUUCCUGGAUAAAAUCAUAUUAUUAUGUAUUCAUUUAUUAUACUUCUUAUAUCAAUAGAGGCUUCCAUAUGUAUUAAUGAGAAAGCUGCUCACAUCAUUUAGUGGCAUCCAUUUCCAUAGUUAACCAUUUUGCCAUUGUUUCCGGUUCUAUGGCAAAAUUUCUGCGUGCCUCUAUUGCUGUUCAAGAUUUUGUAUUACUCAGAUUCUGUGCGGUGCAGUGAGUGCUACUGACAUCGAGUGUAUUUUUAAGUUUUAACAUGAAAUGGGCCUUAAUCUAUUUAGGUA
This is a messenger RNA of Mangifera indica (mango), 1609 nucleotides long. RefSeq names its product transcription factor BIM3-like. Gene Ontology annotation, molecular function: protein dimerization activity; DNA-binding transcription factor activity. The transcript has 7 exons. NCBI's taxonomy places the organism in Eukaryota, Viridiplantae, Streptophyta, Magnoliopsida, Sapindales, Anacardiaceae. The coding region runs from base 182 to 1216 and encodes 344 amino acids. The record is from RefSeq and is a predicted model, not a curated record. Gene Ontology annotation, biological process: DNA-templated transcription.